AUGGAGAAAAACUGUAAGAGUACUUUGUGGGUGUUGACAAUUUUGAUACUUGUGAGGAGCGGACAAGGCCAGUUGCUGCUGAAUUUUUACGGUCCAAGAUGUCCGAAUGUGGAGGGUAUUGUUCGUCAGGCUGUGUUAACAAAGAUAAACCAGACUUUCGUUACCAUUCCUGCCACUGUUCGCCUCUUUUUCCACGACUGCUUUGUUGAUGGGUGUGAUGCAUCUGUUCUAAUAGCGUCACCGAAUAACGACGCGGAAAAAGAUUCCCCGGACAAUCUAUCCCUAGCAGGAGAUGGAUUCGACACUGUUGUAAAGGCAAAACAAGCAGUAGAAGCUCAAUGCCCUGGGAUUGUAUCAUGUGCUGACAUUUUAGCUCUUGCUGCCAGAGAUGUUGUCCUCCUGGCAGGGGGUCCCGCAUACAACGUAGAACUGGGGAGGCGUGACGGUCUCGUUUCUCAAGCUUCUCGGGUGGCAGGAAAUUUGCCGGAUCCUCAUUUCAAUCUUGGCCAGCUCAACACAAUGUUUGCGACCCAUGGUCUGUCACAAACCGAUAUGAUUGCACUGUCAGGUUGCCACACGCUCGGGUUUUCACACUGCAACCGUUUUGCGGACCGGAUAUAUUCCAACCCGAUCGACCCGACCCUGGAUCCGAAUUACGCACAGCUGCUGAUGCAGAUGUGCCCGCGUGAUGUCGACCCGAGGAUCGCCAUUGAUAUGGAUCCAGUGACUCCACGAACAUUCGACAAUGUCUACUAUCAGAAUCUGGUUGGUGGGAAAGGCUUGUUUACUUCUGAUCAGGUGCUGUUCACCGAUCCAGCUUCUCAGCCUACUGUCCUGGGUUUUGCUCAAAACCCGGGUGAUUUUAACGGGGCGUUUAUUACAGCUAUGACUAAGCUUGGAAGAGUUGGUGUCAAAACAGGUGACCAGGGAGAAAUUAGGAGGGAUUGCUCUGCCUUCAACUCAUGAUGUUUUAAUAGUAAUAAAGGAAUUUCCAAACAAUA
Molecule: messenger RNA, 1001 nt
Organism: Erythranthe guttata (spotted monkey flower)
Lineage: Eukaryota; Viridiplantae; Streptophyta; Magnoliopsida; Lamiales; Phrymaceae
Product: Peroxidase superfamily protein
Biological process (GO): response to oxidative stress; hydrogen peroxide catabolic process
Molecular function (GO): peroxidase activity; heme binding
Source: RefSeq, a predicted model, not a curated record